Messenger RNA from Colletotrichum godetiae, 1632 nucleotides. RefSeq lists its product as uncharacterized. The record is from RefSeq and is a predicted model, not a curated record. The coding region runs from base 278 to 1273 and encodes 331 amino acids. The transcript has a single exon. Lineage: Eukaryota; Fungi; Ascomycota; Sordariomycetes; Glomerellales; Glomerellaceae.
CUCCCUUCCCCUAAUAACCCCUUACAACACGCUCCAAGCCCACCUCGCCCGCAACGCAAACAUCCUCCGCUACCUAACCCUCCACUGCAUCCCCUCCCCCUCCAUAAACCCCCUCGAACCCCAAACCGACCUCAUCGAACCCAUUCUACCUCUGCCCCUAACCCCAAGAUCAGGAGAAUACGCCCAAAACUUCCCCUCCCACCCGCGCAGGCGCGAGUACACCUGCCUCCUCCAAGCUAUACGCUCCGUGCAGUGGUCAGCAGACGCCAUCAACGACAUGCUCGCCGUAGUAGACUUCCACUCCCCUCUACCAUCCCCUUCAUCUCCGUCAUUCUCAACGUCCCCUUCGCACAGACGAAUCUCGACAGCCCUCCCCGCCUUUCGAAAACUCCGCGCCGCUGAUGCAGAGAGGCGGGGGUACCUUACCUCGGCGCAGCUGCACGAGCUCAGCACGCACGGCAUCUCGCUCCUCGACGUGCUGCAGAUGAACGACGUCCCGAGGGUCGUGAGCUCCGGGCUGGGCGGGCGGCUGGUUGCUGCCGCGGCGUCUGGGGCGCUGGGCGUGGCGAGGGAGUGUAAUCUGCUCGAUGAGGAGGGGACGUUGUUGGAGUUGCUUGCUGAUCCGGAGGAGGAGGACUUUGGUACGAAGUUGAGGAUUCGAGAUCAGGGGAGUCGAAGUGGGGGAGGGAGCGGGCUGAGAUGCUGUGUUGGUGUUGAUGAUGAAGUUGAGAUGGAUGUUGAGGAUGGAGGGGUGUAUGAGAAUGACGAUAUGGAUGAAGAUGGGGACGAGAAUGGGGGUAACGUGGAGGGAAUGUAUGACGGGCUCGUCGAUGAGAUGGAAGCAGGGCAUCCAGUUGAUGAUGGGUCGUACCUCGUUAGCCCCUUAUACCCCGAAACGUUCACCGCAGAACAGGACUGGGAGGAGCAUGGUGGUAUCCCCCUAGCGGUGACGACGUCUCAACCAUCAGAGGACCUCAUGACGUUCUCCGAUGACGAAGACGACGAGGACGAUGACAUAUACGAUCCGCCUACAGACUUCGAUCCGGAACAGCCAGAGACAGACCUCCGCGUCAGACCGCUAAACAUACCGAGAAAGAAACCCACGCUCAGAAGGUCACAUAACUUUCGAGAAAUCGAUACCACUGGCGAAGAGACUACUACCACCGCGGUUCUGGUCGACGAAGAGACGGGCGAGGACCCGGAACUGCGGCGGUUCUUCAACGAGAUUGGGGCGCGAGUAGUUGCUACCAGGUCAAACAUGAUUAUCGAGUGAGGUAGAAAGGGCCAGUAAGAAAUUGACGAUAACUUAACUCAACCCAUUUCGAAAAAGUCUGUAAUUCUCAUCGAGUGGCCCCAGAGAAGGAAGGAAGAAAGGAAGACUAGAACUGUACAUCAAGGAGGCAUUUUGUUCUAGCAUGAGUACCUGUUUACCAUACCGUAGAAUGGGAAUAGGAAUAGUCUGAAUGUACGAUAGGACCAAAGGUAUAUACCCCCCCCUCAAUCCCAAUUUCGUCACCACAACCAGCAGGCGCUCGUCUAGGCCGACGGGUCAGGUCAAACUGGGAUAGGUGGGGGAGUGGUAUAUGGUCAACAGUAAAUCCCAGCGCGAGCACCAAGAGAUGUAGCCCCCCG